AUGGAGAGCCGCAGUGAGCGGUACACUCCUCCUGCUUCCCCUGCGGCGCCCUGUCUGAGGGUGCUGCAGUGGAACGUGCAGGGCCUGCAACCCAAGCGUCACGAGGUGCUGCAGGCCAUCUUUCAGGAGGGGCUGGACGUGGUGCUGCUGCAGGAGACCCUCACGCCGGCCGACUUCACGCGGCGAGUAGCUGGCUACACCCUCCACUCGCUCCCUGCCACCGGUGAGGGGGGCCGUGGCUGUGUCACCCUCGUCAGGAGCGCCAUCCCUCACCGCAGGAUCACCGCCCCCGUGCACUGCGGGGACGGCGUGGAGACCCUGGCGGUGGAGCUCCAGCUGGGAGCGCUCUCUCUCACUGUAUACAACAUCUACAGGAGCCAGCGACACCAGCUGGAGGCAGGGGAGCUGCUCGGCCUCGCCGCGCACUCAAUCCGUCUCCCCACCAACGCCGCGGGCCGCCACCUGGCCGUCUUGCUGGAGGACAGCCCGCACGUCCGCCUCCUUAACACCGGGGAGGCCACUCACGUCCUGGGGGGCCGCCUCGACCUCACCUUCGUCUCGCGCGACCUGACACCCGGUGCUCGCUGGCAGGUGUACCCAACGCUCACCAGCGACCACUACGGGAUCACCAUUACCACACCAGCACCCCCACCUCCCCCACCAAGGUGGAACAUCAGGGUACCGGACUGGGUCAGGUUUCGGGCAACCCUCGAGGAGUGGUGGGCAGAUUACCAGCCUCCCUUGGACCUGCACCAACAGGAGAGGGACCUGACUGCUGCAAUGGAGAGGACAGCAGACGCAUCCAUCCCCAGGAGCGCCGCCACCCGCCGCCAGCGCCCCAGUUGGUGGUUCUACAACGAGGAGGUGUCCUUACGAGCCAAAGAGAAGAAGUGGCUGGAGUGGUGCGCUUCCUUCAACCAGCACACCCCCCUCGGCCAGCUGUGGCGCAACCUGAGGACUACUUCGGGAUAUCCCGCGCCCCGCCCGGCAGCCCACCCUCAUCCCCGCCAGGAGGCAGAGCGGCUGGUUGACACUUUUACCACGAGGGCCUCCAGCGACCAGCUACCAGCUCGCACACGUUGCCUCCAGGAACAGCUCCGACCGCAGCGUGAGAGGGCAGUCACGGAAGCAAGCAAAGAGCCUGAUGUGACAGACAUCCCCUUCACCCAACAGGAGCUUGCCAGAGCCAAGAGAGGACGGGACACGGCCGCGGGGGCAGACGGCGUGACAUACUCCAUGCUGGCUCACGCCGGGCCAGCUGGGGACGCCGCGCUCCUGGCCCUGCUCAACGCGUCAUGGCGGGCGGGCCGCCUGCCGCCCGCCUGGAAGCAGGCUGACAUUCAGCCCAUCCCCAAGCCGAGGGAGCCCACUAAGCUGAGGCCUAUCUCCCUCCCCAGCUGCACUGGCAAAACAGCCGAGAGGAUGGUGCUGUCCCGCCUGCAAUGGCGCGCCGGGGACAUCCACCACAACGUGUUCGGGUUCGCCAGGGGCCUGAGCACGGCGGGCAGCAUCACCACUUUGCUGGCCCGCACCAACAACCGGCCCACCAUCGCAGUCUUCCUCGACCUUCGCAUCCCUCGUGAGGAAGGGGAUUCGAGGAAGACUGCUCGCCUGGCUCCUGGACUACCUCCAACACCGCCGGGCCAGAGUUAG
Molecule: messenger RNA, 1653 nt
Organism: Eriocheir sinensis (Chinese mitten crab)
Lineage: Eukaryota; Metazoa; Arthropoda; Malacostraca; Decapoda; Varunidae
Exons: 3
Coding region: 1-1653 (550 amino acids)
Molecular function (GO): catalytic activity
Source: RefSeq, a predicted model, not a curated record